AUGAUUGCUCUUCUCAUACUUUUUCUGGCUGCGAGUUCCGCCACAAAAGAAAUUGAGGAAACUUUGGAUGCUGCAGACUAUAUUGCAUAUUACGGGUAUCCCGUGGAGAGGCAUUAUGUUACAACAGAUGACGGUUACACAAGUGAGGUGCAAAGGAUUCCAUCUGGAAGGGAUGAAAGACUUAUCGAAGGUUGCUCCAAAAAGCGUCCGAUCGUAUUCUUCAUGCAUGGUCUGUUUGCCUCCUCCUACUUAUAUCUAUUCAAUUUACCAUCUCAAAGUCCUGCGUUCGUUUUCGCUGAUGCUGGGUUUGAUGUGUGGCUUGGAAACGUUCGUGGUACGGAGUACGGUAUGAACCACACAAAGUUCGAUGCGAAGGAUCCGAGCUUCUGGAACUUUACAUUGUACGACUACUCACACUACGAUCUCCGCCAACAAAUCGAGUAUGCUUUGGAGGAAACUGGCCAGGAAUCAUUAUUCUAUGUAGGACACAGCCAAGGAACCACUGUGAUGUUUGCAAGACUUGCAGAAGCAGAUGCCACGUGGCAAAACAAAAUUAGAUUAUUUUUUGCCUUGGGACCAACUGCCGGAUUCCUAAAACCAUUGAUGCCAUUCACGUUGCUCGAGAAAGGUCUUUUACAGAAGUUGAUUCAGUAUGUACUAGAUGGAAGGUUCGGGAUCCAGCCAGUUCAAAUUCCAAAAACCUUAUUAUCACAUCUCGCUGAUUUUUGCUCUUCACCAUUCCUUUCUCAUCUGUGCUCAGCUGGAUUUCAUAUCGCAUCGGGUCUGGAAAAACUGGGUCAAGUUAAUGCAUCGAGACUUCCAAUCAUUUUGAGCCAUUUUCCAUCGGCAACUUCCACACUGAACAUGCUCCACUGGAUGCAAAUUUUCAAAUAUCAUGAAUUGAGAAGAUUAGAUUUAGGAGCUGAAAGAAAUAUGAUUGCUUAUGGACAAGAAGAAGCGCCUAAAUUGGAUAUUGGAAAUAUUGUGGCACAAACGAUUUUGUACUUUAGUAAGGAUGACAGGAUCACAGAUGAGGUGGAUGUGCGGGAGAUCAUAAUGAAACAGAUGGGACCUGGACUCAUAGAAAAUUACGAUUUGGAUCAUUUCACUCAUUCGGAUUUUGCGAUUGGCCUACGAGCGACAGAUGAAGUAUACAAACCGAUUAUCUAUAGAAUAUACAAAGAAAUUCAAAAGAAUGGGUGUUAA
Caenorhabditis briggsae is the source of this 1206-nucleotide messenger RNA. It is a transcript of the gene Cbr-lipl-8, whose product is annotated as Protein CBR-LIPL-8. Lineage: Eukaryota; Metazoa; Nematoda; Chromadorea; Rhabditida; Rhabditidae. The transcript is spliced from 6 exons. The record is from RefSeq and is a predicted model, not a curated record. Gene Ontology annotation, biological process: lipid metabolic process. Bases 1 to 1206 code for a protein of 401 amino acids. Gene Ontology annotation, molecular function: hydrolase activity, acting on ester bonds.